UAUGUAGCUGUUCACUUGGAAGUUAAUUAAGAGAACAAAAACUAUUUAUUUGGAUCGAAGGCCUGCCCAUGGGUUAACUAUAGGGCUUGUCAACACUGGAAACAAGGAAGGAGGAAGAAUUGCACUGGAUCAGUGCAGGUCCAUCUCCACUGGUAGCUGUGGUGGCUUUGGAUUGUUGGAAGACCAUCACCUUCAGCAGGUCUGCACUUGAGAACAAUCAUUCUUCCCCAGCCCGAGUGUGCCUCUACCCUCUGUAUCAUUGGCAGAGGCUGUAUGUUUGGAAAGAGAACUCUGUGACUGCAGAAUUGACAGUCUGUAACUCUUGCUACCAAGUUUUUCCCUGACCCAGUAAAAGACGUUAAGACAUCGACCUAUGACACAUUGAGAACCAAGGCCAAGACUGGACAGGGACAUAUAACUGGGCUUCAACCAUGACUGGGACUAAGAAUAAGACAAGAGCCCAGACCAAAACUGAAAAAAAGACUGCUAUACAAGCUAAAGCUGGAGCAGAAAGGGAGGCUACUGGUGGCGUUAGGCCUGUAGCGAAGACUAGGUCCAAAGCAAAAGCUAAGGCAAGGUCUAAGACAGAUACAGUGGCAGAGAUGAAGGCAGUGUCUAAGAACAAGGUUCUUGCUGAGAUGAAGGAAGGAGCUCUGUCAGAGUCUAAGACUCAGGGCAAAGCCAUGGGAGAUGUCAGUCCCAAGUCUGGGAAUGAGUCCACCAGCUCCACAUGUAAAAAUGAGGCUGGUAUUGAUGCCUGGUCCUGGGCUGGGGAAGAUGCCACUGUCAACUCAUGGUUUGGGAAUGAAGAAGAGGCUGGUAAUAGUUCCAGUACUAAGAAUGAUAAACCUGAAAUUGGUGCCCAGGUCUGUGCUGAGGAGUUGGAGCCUGCGGCUGGGGCUGGUUGCAAACCUAGGUCAGGGGCUGAGGAGGAGGAGGAAGAGAAUGUUAUUGGGAACUGGUUUUGGGAAGGAGAUGAUACUAGUUUUGACCCUAAUCCUAAACCUGUGAGCAGGAUAAUUAAGCCUCUGCCUGUGUAUGAAAUUAAUGAAAAAGAUAGGCCCAAGGACUGGUCUGAGGUAACUAUCUGGCCCAAAGCCCCUGCUAUAACUCCAGCAGUGUUAGGAUUUAGAUCCCAGGCACAAUCUGAGGCAAGCCCUCCUUCAUAUAUUGUUCUGGCCUCAGCUGAAGAAAAUGCCAGUUCUUUGCCUGUGGCAACAGCUUGCCACUCUUCUAGGAAUACUCGCUCAUGCUCACAGCCUGUCCCUGAGGGUCCUUUUGGUUCUGACCCUUGCAUUCAGACCAUAGAUGAGAUUAGACGCCAAAUCAGGAUCAGGGAGGUAAAUGGGAUUAAGCCAUUUGCUUGUCCUUGCAAAAUGGAAUGCUAUAUGAAUUCUGAGGAAUUUGAAAAACUUGUUAGCAUACUUAAGUCAACUACUGAUCCUCUUAUUCAUAAAAUAGCACGGAUUGCAAUGGGUGUCCAUAAUGUUCACCCAUUUGCCCAAGAGUUUAUUAAUGAAGUGGGUAUAGUGACACUUAUUGAAAGCUUGCUCAGUUUUCCUUCCCCUGAAAUGAGAAAAAAGACUGUAAUUACUCUGAAUCCUCCUUCUGAGGAUGAAAGACAACGCAAACUUGAAUUACAUGUUAAGCAUAUGUGUAAAGAAACCAUGUCAUUUCCUUUGAACUCACCUGGACAGCAAUCUGGAUUAAAGAUACUAGGACAACUGACUACUGAUUUUGUCCAUCACUACAUUGUUGCCAAUCACUUUUCAGAGCUUUUCCAUUUGCUGUCCUUGGGAAAUUGCAAAACCAGAAAUCUUGUUUUGAAACUACUUUUAAAUAUGUCUGAAAAUCCAACUGCAGCCAGAGACAUGAUCAAUAUGAAGGCAUUGGCAGCAUUAAAACUCAUCUUUAACCAGAAAGAGGCAAAAGCCAAUCUUGUUAGUGGUGUGGCCAUAUUUAUUAACAUAAAGGAGCAUAUCAGAAAAGGCUCAAUUGUAGUUGUUGAUCACAUGAGUUAUAAUACACUCAUGGCCAUUUUCAGGGAAGUUAAAGGGAUUAUUGAAACAAUGUAAAAUGAACCACAAAUAGAACAUUUUGAACUAUCUCUAAACUAGCAGGCUGUACAUUACAGUGUACACAUUGUACAUUGCAUCUUUAACACAAAGUUACCAGUGACAGGCUCUAGGUUUGAGCUAGACCACUUGGAGGGUAUCAAAUAAAUAUUAUACUUUGGGCCAAAAAUGUUUGUUGAUUUUUAUCUUGUCUCAAUUGUCAUAUUUUUUUUAACAUUUUACUUAAGAUAGAGAACCAGUUUAUUUAAACUAACUUGUUCAUUAGUAUCUGCUUAGAUCCAUCUGUGGCUUUAAGUGGCAAAAAAGAAAAUAUCCUUGAGUUUGUGAUCUAGUUGCAGAAGUAAGGCAUACACACACAGAAAGAUAACUAACAGUACUGAAAGAGAGAGAGAGAGAGAGUGUGUGUGUGUCUGUGUGUCUAUGUGUGUGCCAUGCACACUCAUGGCCAGAUGUGCACACUCUACAUAAAGGAGGCAGGGGUUGCUACAGGCUAUUUAAUGUAAGAGAAACUACUAUUUUUCUCCUAUUCCAGCUGUAUCAGAUACUUGUUCCACAACACAGAAAUGACCCAGAAUCUCAGACAAAAUGUAUUAUUGUUCCAUUUUUUAAUUUUGCUACUACAUUUAUAACUCUUAAAUUGUUAGGCCGUUUCAUUUAUGUCAAAGUCAUCUCACAAAAGAGAAGGCAGGAAACAUUUUGUGACUGUAAAUUCUAUGUCAGACACUGUGUUGACAUCAUAUUUCACAGGUUUUUUUUUCCUCUUCUCACAGUGCUCUUGUGAGCUAGUUACUUGUAUUUUUAUUAGAACUCAUUAUUCUGGGUACUCUCCAGUGAGAAUUAGAGAGGUUAAAUACUUUUUCCUAGAUUGCCACAGCGGGGAGGUGGCAUAGCUGUUUUAUCUGACACCAGAACCCCUCUCACCACACUACUUUACAGUCCUCCUGAAGGACAGUUUGAGGUGGUGGCCUUCAAAGCUUGGAGACUGAUUUUAAUAGUUUAAUUUUGCAGUGGUUUUACAAUUCUUAACUUCCCUCCAAAUUCAUGUGUCCAUUAGACAUUUGGCCACAUCUGGCUGGAGGUCAGGAGAAAAGUCUAAGAUAAAUAGAUGGAUUUUAUCUGGCAGUGUUGGAAAUAGUAGGUGCCCAAAACUUUAUUCAGUAAGAUGUAGAUCUGGAGUCAUCAGCAAGGGCAACUUGUUAGAUGUACUUCGUAUCUUUUUCUAUCCAUUUGUACUUUUUCUUUCCCAAAGAGCUGAAAUCAUUAUGUACAUCAUUUUAUACCCUGAAUUUAAAAGGUAAUUGCUUUUUUCCUCCUUGCAAAAUCAUACCUUAACUUUUUUUUUGCUAUUUAUGAUUUAUUCUCCUGUGUGUCAUAUGAAAGGCCAAGGAACUAUAUCUUUUGCUAUUAGGCAAGCCUGAGCAUUUCUGCAUUUGUACCGGCUGACACUACAAAAUAAACUUAAUUGGAGAAAUUUAGACCCAGAAUUGCAGCUUCAACAAAAUAAAUCAGGAAAGCUAGAAGAGGCUGCUGUGUCAACCUAUAAGAUAGUGAUUCUUGGAAGCUGGUUUGGACCAGAUAGCAUUCCCAGGAGAUUUAUGCUAUGGCUGAGUUCUCUAAGACUCAUGGUGGGAAUUAUAAUCCCUGGUAUAAGCCGAAAUGAAAGAUUCUAUGUGUGAAAAUAUGGAGUUAUAUGCUUUUGAGAUUUUCUGCCAGUUGAGAAACUAAAACAAGAUCAUACUGUAAAUAUGUUUGUAACUUGCUUCCCACUCAGUUGUAUACUGUAAACAUCUUUAUAUGUCAAUAAAUAUGCUUCUACCACAUAUUUUUGAAUCACUUAAUAUUUUUCAUAUGUUAAAAGUUGGUAUAUAGUAGUGUAAUCCUUUAUUGCAUAUUCUUUUAAUUUACAACAUGCACAUUCUUUUGCAAAAAUAGAAAUACAGUAUUGAGACUUGCCUUUUUCUCUUAACAGUUAUGUUUUCAAUUUAGUAUUUAUAGAUCUGUCACAUGCUUUUUAUUUAAUAGUUUUAUUGAAAUAUAAUUGACAUAUAUUAAGCUUACAGUUUGAUCAAUUUUGAAAUAUAUAUACACACAAAACCAUAACCACAAUAAAAACUGUAAACAUUUGUCACCCACCAAAGUUGCUUUUUUUUUGAAACAGUCUUGCUCUGUCACCCAGGCUGGAGUACAAUGGUGUGAUCUCAACUCACUGCAACCUCUGCAUCCCAGGUUCAAGCAAUUCUUGUGCCUCCAUCUCCUGAGCAGCUGAGACUGCAGGAACUCAGAGUGGUUUUCCAGAUGGGAAUCACAUUGCUCUCUGUCCCUGAGAUCUUGCUGGAGGCAGGGCUACUCAGACCCUCUUUGCCAGAUUGACAUUGAAAAAGCAGUUUCCCAUUGAAUCUCAACUGAAGAGAGAGUGAAGAUGAAAAGGAAGUAGGAUUCACAGGCCCUUGACCCUCAUACUAGACCCAUUACCACCAACAGGACCUUGCACUGGGAUUUCAUCUGCACCAUCAGCUUCUUCGAAGAGAGAGAGGUUGUUGACUCUUCAUGUGGAUGUCUGAGCUCAUAUCAGGUCUGAAGGAGGCAGAUUCUGAGGAUUUGAGUCAUGAUGGCUGCCAAAGCUUCUACUCCUGAUUUAAAGGGCAACAAUCCUAGGAGACCAGCAGCACUUACAUCCCUGGUAGGAUAUGACACCUGCAUAUGGCCCAGAAGUGACAAAAGAUAAUUAUCAGGAUGGCAGUCCUUAUAACCAGAUGCUUAUCAACAUUCUUCACUACAUUCUGAAGAUGAAUUUCUACAAGGGAAAUUGUUGAUGGGCUUGAUGAAAACCUCAUACUGUCUGCUGUUCAGGACACUGGAGCAAGUGAGACCAGAGAUUUCUCUGCAUCCUGGUGCCAAACCCAAACCAAUAAAUCUGGAACGUUUUUGACUCAGGUUAACUUCAGAGACCUGGUAAUCCAUAUGACCCUGCAGCUAUGCCUCAUGGCCCAAAGGUCAAGAUUUCAUUUCCACCAUCCUUUUCCUCAAUGUGAAGGGCUGUUGAGUGAGUACCCUUAGGGCACAAUACUGGGGAAGUAUAAAAUUGUCAUCUUCCAAAUGGGAAGCUGCUGGUUCCAUUGUGGGGAAGGGUAAGAGAUGGAAUCCCAUUGGCAUUCUGCCACUUAUCUGGAGAGGGUCUUAGUCUCUGUGAGCCAGAGCUUGCAGAGGUGAGUCUGCAAGAUGGGACUCACCAUACUUCCUUCACACUGCUGUCCUGAUAGGUAAAUGGAAUAAACUGCAUAUUUUUGUACCACUAUCUUAGUCCAUUUAGUAUUGCUAUAACAGAAUAUCUGAGGCUUCACAACUUAUAAAGAGAAAAACUUUAUGUGGCUAAAAUUCUGGUGGUUGGAAAGUUCAAGAUUGGGCAUCUGCUUCUGAUGAGGGCCUCAGGAAGCUUCCACUCAUGAUGAAGGCCAAGGGGAGCUGGCUUGUGCAGAGACCACAUAGCAAAAGAUGGGAAAGAGAGAUGAGAGGUACUAGGCUCUCUUCAACAACAAGCUGUUGUGGGAACUAAUAGAGCAAGGACUUACUCAUCACAGCAAGGAUGGUACCAAGACGUUCAUGAAGGAUCCACUCCCAUGACCCACACACCUCCUGUUAAGUCCCACCUCCAACAUUAGGGAUCAGAUUUCAGCAUGAAGUUUGGAGGAGUCAAACAUUCAAAUUGUAGCAAACAUUUACUGAAUUUAUUUCUUCUGAAAAUGUUUCUGAGAUGUCUCUAAUAAGGUAACUUUGGGGCUAUUUUGAUAUUUUGGCCACACUGCCAUGACCAUUCUUGCACGCAUGCCAGGGACUCUCUGCAGUGCAGAUUUGAGAGAGCAGCAGUUGAUGGGGCCAUGCUUGCUUCUCUCAUAUAUGUUCUCCAGUGUCUCUGCAAAGACAGUCUACCAUUUUGUUCUCCUGAAGCAACAUGUCAUUCUUAUGACUCCACAAUUUCAAUUUAAACAGGACACAGCAUAAACACAAACUUACUCAUCAGAUUUUCUCAUCAAACUCUAGGACUAUUCAAGGACAGAUUCUGAGGCAUAAAGUGGGACUGUUAAGUUUGUGUUUAGAAAUGUACAUGUGAAAUAUGCCAUUUAUGUGGAAAUAGAUGGAGAAAAAUGAAAAGUAUUCUAACGUUACAAUGAGAGGAUAUUACAUCCACAAAUAUUAACAUUGGGAAGCCCAUUAUUGCACAAAUCUAGAGAAACAAGUGCUCUCAUCUUAUAGUUGGUUGGGAUAUUAAGAGAUUUUAACUUUCAACUAGACAGUAUAUAUUAAAAAUACUCACUUUUUUUUUAUUCUUUGACAAAGAAUAACCAUUUGUGGAAAUGUAUCUUCCCGAUACAGCCUGGCAAGUCAUUAUCACGCAUGUGUCCCCACCGCUGAGAGCUGAGCUGACCAUUUCCCUAGCUGGUUUGCUACCUUCAGCCCCACCGCACUUCCCGACCCAGACUUAUCCAUCCUUCCAACCAAACAUGAGAAUCUGUCUCAUGGCUGGAUGCCGAGCCUUGAUGAACCAUAUACAGAGCUUCUCCAAACAUUGAUAUAGAGCAAUGCUCAGGUUCCUACUCCCAGAGGCACCUGUAGAACUCUGACCUCAUCACCAUCCAAGAGAAAUCUCUCUCCUCUUUUCUCUGUGUCCUUAGAACCCUUCCCCUUCCUGCCAGGUACAAGUAGUCCAAUCCUUUCCUUAAGUUUAAGUUUCCACACAGGAUGAAGCGAACACUGCCUCUGCUUCCAGCCUUGCUAUAAACCUUCCCUGAGACAUGGGGCAAGAGGCCCAAGCCUGGUUUUCUGCUGGAAAUGCAGGAAGGGUAAACACAAGGAGGACAGAGAUUAAAGUCCUUGACAGUAUGUGUCCUCAUACUAAAGAUCUGCCACCAGCAAUUAAAGGUGCCCAGGCUGUGAGGUUCUGGCAGUAGGCCUGGUUCUGGCAGUGGGCUUGCUGAGCAAGUUUUUUGCCAUCCAGCUCUGUGGUUAGGAGCACAUGCUUCGUUAGUCACAGACAUCCAUGAAGAAGAGAGGAUACUGGAACCUCACUGGCAGGGCUGUCAUGAGAUCAAAUCCAGAUGCUAACAUAAAGAAACUAGAGCUGGGCCCCUCUAAACGCUUUGCUCCGUAAGUAGGAGCUAUCGUUUCUCCCUGAAGCAGAAAACUCAUCUAUUAAUUUGACCUGCCCCCACAGCCAGGGCUUCUUAACCAGGAUGCACAUAAGAGUCACCUUGAUGUGCCUUUUCUAAACCCUCAGCUGAAGCUCCCUGGUUGGUAGAAACAGGACUUCUGCACAAAUGACAUUCAAGUCAUUAAGCUGUAAUAAUAUGGGCCUCAGAAAAUGGAUACAUCAAUGUGGUGCCAACAGUGUAUUUGAAAGUCUGUUUCCCCUUUAUUUCACCAACAGUAGGUAUUACCAGCUUUUGUCCUUUUUUUGUCUUACCUGCUUAUUUUCCUUAGACUUACCUCAUUGGAAAUGUCAUGUCAGAAGGUAAAUAAAAAUACGAGAUGCCCAGUUGAAUUAAAAUAAAAUAAUAUUGCAUGCCACAUCCAGAGUCACAUAUCCAAUACGGUGUGUGUGUGUGUGUGUGUGUGUGUGUGUGUGUGUGUGUGUGUGUGUAUCUCCUUAUCUUACCUAUCUAUCUAAAUAGAGGGGUUGGGAAGAGAAUAAUUUGUUUUCAGGAAUUGGCUAGCAUGAUCACAAUAGCUGGAAGGCCCAAAUUUGCAGGGUUUGUUUGCAGAAUGCAGACCAAGGAAGAACCAAUGUUGCAGUUUAAUUCCAAAAGCCAUCUACCAGCAAACUUCCCUUCUACCAUCUACCAGCAACUCUCCCUUCAGGAGAGGUCAGUUUUUUUCUAUGCAGACUUCCAGUUGAUUAGAUGAAGCCUAUCCACAGUAUAGAUGAUAAUCUGCUUUACACAAUGUCCAGAAAUUUAAAUUUUAAUUUCAUUCAAAAACAUCCUCAAAGAAACAUCCAGAAUAAUGUUUGAUGAGCUAUCUGUGUACUUUAGCUCAUCAAACCUCACUUUAGCCCAGCCAACCUGACACAUAAAUAUAAGCGUCACACACUAAAAUAUUAUUCAUUAUUUAUCUGGAAUAAAAUAUAAGUGAGUAUCUUCUGUUUUAUCUGGCUACCCUACCUAUGGAGGACUGUCCAACUAAGGUGUCACAGGCAAAAACCCUAGCUGAGCUCCCAGGAGAUACCAGCAUCAGUCAUCAUCCAUGUGAGUGAGCCUCUUGGAUGUCUCAGAUGUGUGGACCACACAGCCCCAGAUGACAGAUACCCCAUGAAGCAGAAAACACCUAGCUCAGCCCAGUCAAUACAAAGAAUCCUGAGCGAUAAUAAAUGGCUAUUUUUGGGGAUAUUGCUUAAGGAGAAAUAGAUAUCCAAAACAUUAGGGUUUUAGUGAGCUCUCUCACUUUUUCUAUGAUCUGUUAUUCAAUAAGAAAGGGAUUCUGUUAUUCUUGAAGGCUUGGUGGAACUUAGUUAUAAUUUUGAUUGUAAUGUGAGUAUUAGUUUAUAUGUGGAUAGAGAUUUGUGGACAUGUCAUUGAUUCCUACUUGAAGAGAUUUCCAAUGGAAAUUUUUAUAAUGUGUAAUUUUUCCACUGCUAUUUGAAUUGAAACAUAAUACCAUAAGAUGAGCCUCUACUACAGUCACAUAAAUUAAAGUACUGAGAGUGUGUUGCUAUAAACCACUUCAUAAGAAAAACCUCAGAGGUUGGCUUAAUGAGUAAUCAUUCCAAACAAAGGGUAUUUCUUCAUAUUCACUAGUGUUUCAGCAAAGUGUCCUGAAAUACUUUCUUCUGCUACAGGGAUAGCCCUUGGCGAGGAAGUCAGUUUUCUUGAACACACAUAAACAGGACUCCUUUAGGAGACAUCAGGCUGCUAUGCAUUGCAAUUCUUGGCGUUUGUAACUGUCCCACAAAUGCAGCACUGCUGGGUGGAUACUGUCGAUUCUGGGGCUCAUUUGUAGCCCAUGUGACAGCAAAUCUAAGUCACAUUCUCUAAUAUGACUUUUAUAAGAAAUAAAGCCCUUGUAGUUUUAAAAAUUAUAUAUCUUAGUUGGUUUAGUGCUAAGACUUGGAGCAGUGGAUUUCUUGGGGCAGGAGGCCUUAAAUAUUCAAGCAUUGUAAAGCAAGACCAUAGGAAUAGUUGAGUAGCCAGCAAGGCACAGAAAGAAGACUAGAUCUGUGGGCCUAUUGUAAGAUCCCCUCCUGUUGGCAGAGCAGAGUGAGUACCUCUGAAAGGUAGCUUACUACCAAGAGAUUUGAAGGAAGGACUCCAGCUGAGCAGCAUGUUUUUCCUGCUAAAGGAGUGUGCACAGAGGCUAGAAAUGUUUUGGUUGUGAAUGCCCAUUCACAUGGAAUAAAAUAUUGGGAUGGGGGAUAAGGAUUUUGUCAAGACAAACCAUUGUAUGAUUCAAUUGAUUAGGUUUUUGCCUACUAAAUGACUAUAUUAUUCCAAGCCUGCUUCCCUGAAAUAACUUAGAGAUAUCUUAAAUGGCAUAUUUUGGUGUUCCUAGGUUGUUUAGUCAUAUGAUUAUAAACGGUCUCUCAGUUUUCUGCCACAGAUGCCUAACUGCCUAGCAUGGUAUGUGAGUUGUACAUGUUCUCCCCCUCAGGGCUAGCUCCUUGUCAAGAGCCUUAGGAUACUUCCCUGGGUCUCUAUGUCGUGAAGAUACUCCCUCAAGGUUACUUUUAAAGCAAACAAAAUUCCUGACAACACAGACUUUUGUCCUAUUAUCAAAAGAGGGCAGAGUUCCACCAGUUACCUGGGUCCCAGUCUAGUUCCUUUUAUUAGUAAGCUUUCUCAGGUGGUGGUCUGAAGAGUGAAGGGUUUUUGCUUUCCAAGAAAGGCAAGAGGACAGAGGGCGGUGUGUAGGAGGCAUUUCCGGUGGGUAGGAGGCAUUUCCAGUGUUGAGGACAAGCCUGUACAUCUCAGUUGCCAUAAAAACCAGACGUCAUAAGGGUGACUGUGACGACUUUUCAAUAGAGACCUACAUGGCCUGGUGAAAAAAACAGGAUUGCCUUCAGGUGUUUGAGACUCAGCUGAAGAUGUAGGACUGAACUGCCCUGGAGUGUGGGAAGACAAGGGAUCCCAACCAAGCCUCCUUGUUCUUGCUUUGGGACUCGGUGCCCUGGCUGUCUGGUGAGAAAAAGAGGUGGGUCCCUCCUGGUCUCAGGGAGUGUGGUAUCCUGCUCCAAGGUAUCUCAGGGCUACUUCCCAUGUAAGGGAGGGUUGUGGGAGGAUGAUACAGGCAAAGACUGAGCUUAGCAUCCCAUUCUGUAUAAUGGGGAUAAUUAUGCUCACACAUAGAAUUCCUGGAACUUACGGUGAUAAAAAAGGUACAAGACCAUAGCCCUGUAGUCAUUGUGGAAUCAGGAAUGUGUAUGUAAAUUCAGGCCUGUUUUUCUUCCUUUUCAGAUUUGUUUUUAGGGGGGAGAUAAGGAAGGAAGAAAAAGGCCCUGGUGAGAAACCCAUUGUACCUUCUGGAUAUGAUCACUACCCAAUUUUAUCAGUGUCAUUGGUCACUAACCCAGUGCCUAGUAUGGUACCAGGCACAGAGUUACUCCAAGAAUGUACAAUAAUGGCUGGAUUCUCUUUCUCCCUGUGUAACUCUUUAUGCAUGUGACUAAACUUAUAUUAAGUGUCUGAAGGAGGUUAGUUGUGAGGAUCUGGGACAUGAUGGGUGCUGAAGCUUCUACUCCAGAUUUGAAGGGGAGAAGUCCUCAAGAGACCCUUGGCACUUCCUCACUGGGCAUCACAAUUUCAGUUCUGUAGUACCUGGCCUACCUGUCUUUCCCACUGCCUUGCUCCCAGAGACAGAGUCUCAUGUUUCCCAGGCUGAUGUCAAACUCCUGGACUCAAGUGACCCUCCCACCUCAGCCUCCCAAAAUGUUGAGAUUACAGGCAUAAGUCACCACGCCUGGCCAGGUUCUAAUUUUUUACCUGUCCACCCACCCACUCAGUAAAUCUACAUCAAUGAAUUCCUGGGAUCUGGAAUGGUGAGAGAGAUCAAGCAUGUAUGUAUGUGGGGAGGCAGCAGAUGGCUGAAAUUCUGAUGUGAUGUAGCUGCUUAAUGCACGGUCUGAAAACCCCUGCACUGGUGAUUUUGGGACAGGUCUAGAAUAUUCCAAUAAAUAUAUUAACAUACCAAGAAGUCCAGGAGCAACCACUGGGCAAACACGAAACCUUACAUCCCUGGUGAUAUCUCUGAGCUGAACAGUUACAAGGUCCCACAAUAGGCUGUCUGCAAACUGAGGAGCAAGGAGAGCCAGUCUGAGUCCCAAAACUGAAGAACUUGGAGUCCAGUGUUCAAGGGCAGGAAGCAUCCAGCAUGGAAGAAAGAUGUAUGCUAAAAGGACACGUCCUUGCAGAAGAGUUUGAUAAUGGUGGUACGAUGGUGCCCCCUCGUGACAGAAGCUUUAACUACAGCUUGAACAUCGUGUGACAUGGUGAAUGAAUUCAUUGAGCCCCAGCAAGAAGGAAUAUUAAAGAAGAGCAAAGAAUAGUAGCUGGACAGAAGAUGGGGGUCACUGAACCUGAAUCCCAGUUGACAGACCAGUAAACUCACCCCACAGGACCUGGGGGAGGCAGCAGCUGACGGAAAAAAAACCUCAAGUGAUGUGGCUGAAUACUGCAUGAUCUGAAGACUCUUCACUGAGGACUGCG
This is a messenger RNA of Callithrix jacchus (white-tufted-ear marmoset), 11764 nucleotides long. The record is from RefSeq and is a predicted model, not a curated record. NCBI's taxonomy places the organism in Eukaryota, Metazoa, Chordata, Mammalia, Primates, Cebidae.